Messenger RNA from Patiria miniata (bat star), 1685 nucleotides. RefSeq names its product uricase-like. Gene Ontology annotation, cellular component: peroxisome. Gene Ontology annotation, molecular function: urate oxidase activity. Lineage: Eukaryota; Metazoa; Echinodermata; Asteroidea; Valvatida; Asterinidae. Bases 128 to 1030 code for a protein of 300 amino acids. The transcript has 7 exons. Gene Ontology annotation, biological process: purine nucleobase catabolic process; urate catabolic process. The record is from RefSeq and is a predicted model, not a curated record.
AUAUGUUGCCCCAAAUGCCCACUAGGUGAGGUCAAUACGUGAUACGUGUGCUACGCGACGUGAUCAGUUGGAAUCGAGGAGGCCUCUCUUACCAGGAUCGGAAAAGCUGUGACUUCAAGGGGAAAAAAUGUCCAACACAGGCCCCAAGAUGGACUUUGUCUCAGAUGGGACUUACUACGGCAAACACCAGGUGCGCGUCAUGCAGCAUCGCCGACGCGGCAACGUGCACGACAUCAAGGAAGUGACUGUGGACACACACCUGUCCUUGGCUAGGCAGAGGGACUUCAUUCAUGCCGACAACUCGGAUGUCAUUGCCACAGACAGUCAGAAGAACACGGUUUAUGCUCUGGCCAAAACCAAAGGGAUAACGAGCCCAGAGCAGUUUGCCAUAGACCUGAGCCAUCAUUUCCUGACGAGCUACGCGCAGGUUGUCAGGACUGAGAUCUCCGUGGAGGAAACCCCCUGGCGACGAAUGGACCAGUCCGGCAUAGAGCACGUGCACGCUUUCAUCCAGACGCAUGAAGCCAAGAGAUUUUGCACUGUGCAGCAGGAGAAACACGGACUCCCUAAGGUGUGGGCAGGUCUGAGCGGGAUGAAGAUUCUGAAGACAACCCAGUCUGGAUUUGUGGGAUUUGUGCGAGACAAGUUCACCAGUCUGCCUGAAACCACAGACCGAGUCUUCUGCACGGCUGUUGCCGGCAAGUGGCUGUAUUCUAAAGUCGCCGGGAUGGACUUUGACAAAACUUGGGAAAUUUGUAAGAAUUGCAUUCUGGAUAUCUUCGCUGGGCCACCAGAGACUGGAGUGUAUUCCCCCUGCGUUCAGCAGACGCUGUACCAAGCAGCACAGCAGAUGAUGGCCAAAGUACCUCAGGUGGAGCAAGUGGAACUGGAGAUGCCCAACAUUCACUACUUUUUUGCCGACCUCAAGAAAAUCGGAAUGGAGAACAGUGGAGAGAUCCUGAUGCCAACUAGCGAACCACAUGGGUACAUCCGUGCUGCUGUCCGUCGCUCUCCCAGUUCUCGCCUUUGAGGGGUCAGAGGUCAACAUAAUAACAUCGUCCACUGGAAACAGGUGCUCUAAGCAGCCCUAGGCCUAUUCUAAAGAUAAUAACAAACGGGUUUCUGUUUGUGGCUUCCUUUUAUUUUCUUCAUAAAAGUUAAAACUUUAUUACCAGUUUAAAAAUUAUUUCUUUUUCAGUACUCAGCCCACCUUUUAAAACUUUACUAGUUAGCGGACAUGAAUUUUUGGUAUCCACUGCAAACACGUAUGUACAGUAAAGAAAGACACUGUCUUUCAAAAAAUCCUGAUUUUUUUUACAUUGGCUUUGGGGUGUCAACCCUCGCCAAGAGUGCUUAUAUUUGUUGAAAAAAAAAAAAAAAUUCAGGGGAAAAGUAAAAUAAUUUUUUAAAAAGUGCUUUCAAACUUGUGACUUAAUGUUACAGUCGAAAGGGCCCAUAAAAUUUUAUUUUUUUAAUGUAAUUCUUGCAAAUGCACCUUUGUGUCCCAUUUAACCUUAUUUUCAAUUUGCCGUUUUCAAGGGUAUUGUGGUGCCUUUUUGGUUUUGAUGCUAAUGCAAAUUUCCAUAUUCAUGAGCAAAAGCGUGAUGUCAUAUCAGGCAGAAACCUCAAUGUUGCAAUUGGUUUGUGCACCAAAAGUUGCAAUUGGUUUGGACAUUUCGCUUUUG